AUGGCAGACUGGUAUCAGGUGGACCAUAAUGACAAGUCUUACGUGGCUCAGGACGUUCCCAAGAGAAUAAAACAUAUCCAAUUCCAGCCUUUCACACCUAAGGACAUUGUCAGAAUAUCAGAGGUUGAAGUCUCCGUUGCCGAUCUAUACGUGAAUAACGAAGAUGGCAGUAGGACGACUGCGAAAGAUGGUCCAUUAGAUGGACGUAUGGGUCCUAAUGAAAAAGGUCGAAGAUGUCUUACUUGUGGAGAAGAACCUGCGAAAUGUGUCGGUCAUUACGGUUUCAUCAAACUCGCUCUCCCUGUUUUUCACAUUGGUUAUUUUCGUCCUACCAUCAAUAUGCUUUCUUGUAUUUGUAAAACCUGCUCUCGAAUACUUCUACCUCGACAAGAACGAGAAACUUUCCUACGACGUUUUAGACAUGCCAACAUCGACUCAAGACAAAGGACGAGUGCGAAUAAAUCCGUCUUGACUUUAUGUAAGAAACAAAACAUUUGUGCUCAUUGUGGUGCUGCCAAUGGACCGGUCAAGAAAGUAGGAGCUAUGAAAAUCGUUCACGAACCUUUUAGAGCGAAGAAAAUGGGUGCAAUGAAAGCGGAUUUCGAAUCAAAGUUCACCACCGCCAUCGCGGACGAUAUAACCUUGAAAGGCAAUCUUGGGUCUGUGGUGGAGGAUUUGAAUCCUGUCAAGGUUUUAGCUCUCUUCCAGAGGAUCACAGCUGAGGACUGUGAACUGUUGUCAUUGCAUCCUGAAGUUGGUCGACCAGAAGAUUAUAUCUGGAGAUAUGUGUCGGUACCACCCCCGGCUAUUCGACCUUCCGUUGCGUCAGAAUCGGGUAAUAACGAAGAUGAUUUGACUGUCAAGUUGGCAGAGAUCGCUCAUUAUAACAAGCUACUACAGUUGACUAUGGAGAGUGGGAGAGGUAUUGAACAGAUAAUGGCUAACUGGGAAAAUCUCGGGCAAGUGGUAGCUUUGUAUAUCAACUCACAGACUCCAGGUUUGUCUGUUCCGGGGAGCAAACCCAAUCGGGGUUUUGUCCAACGUCUCAAAGGAAAACAAGGUCGAUUCCGAGGUAAUUUGUCGGGCAAACGUGUUGACUUUUCCGGAAGAACCGUCAUCGGGCCGGAUCCUAAUUUACGAAUAGACGAGGUAGCAGUUCCUGAGAAAGUGGCUGUCAAAUUGUCUUACCCUGAACGAGUGAACAACUACAACAUCGUAGCAAUGCGUCAGGCCAUCAUUCACGGUGCCAAGCUUCAUCCGGGUGCAAACAUUUUGGAAAGAAAAGCUCCAGAUGGAACAACUGUUCGGACGGCGCUGCACAUGAUCAAAGAUGUUGAGAGACGGACCUUGGUGGCGAGGGAACUGAAAAUUGGGGAUGUGGUACAUCGACAUGUCAGGGAUGGGGAUAUCGCAUUGUUCAACCGACAACCUAGUUUACACAAGCUAUCUAUCAUGUGUCAUCGAGUACGAGUACGACCAUGGCGAACUUUUCGACUAAACGAAUGUGUCUGCAACCCCUACAAUGCCGAUUUCGACGGUGAUGAGAUGAACUUGCACAUCCCUCAAACGGAAGAAGCCCGAACUGAAGCUUUGGAACUGAUGAGCGUCAAGAAAAACCUAGUGACUCCUCGAAAUGGAGAACCUAUCAUUGCCGCCAUACAAGAUUUCAUCACUGGUUCUUUCCUUCUUUCCCGACGAGAUCGAUUUUUCAGUCGUCAACAAUUCACUCAAAUUUGUUCUUUCUUCUGUGACGCAGAUUUGGACAUUGAUAUCCCUCCACCAACAAUAUGGAAACCUCAACGUCUUUGGACAGGAAAACAAAUAUUCAACGUUCUCAUGAAACCAAAUCGUCGUUCUAGAAUCAAAGUCAAUCUGGAAGCUAAAUGCAGAACGAUGAAAGAUCCUGAUCCGAAAGAUCAUUUCCCACCUGAUAUGUCCCCGAAUGAUGGAUAUUUGGUCAUUGUCAAUAGUGAAAUCAUGUGUGGAGUGUUUGAUAAGAAUACAGUAGGAGAUGGAAAGAAGAAAUCUGUUUUUGGAGUUAUUUUACGUGAUUAUGGUCCGGAUGAAGCUGCAGCAGGAAUGAAUAGACUGGCUAAAUUAGCUGCUAGAUGGUUGGCAAAUCAAGGUUUCUCAUUAGGUAUCAACGAUGUUAUUCCAGGACCGAAAUUACAUUUAAGUAAAGAUGGUAAAGUUGAAGAAGCUUAUAAGUAUUGUGAUGAUUUGAUAGAAAAGGCAAAAAAAGGGUUAUUGGAGAACGCUCCUGGAUGCGAUCAAGAUACUACUUUGGAACAACAGAUUUCAGGGACUUUAUCAAAAGUUCGUGGUGAAGUUGGAGAGUUAUGUAUGCAAGAUCUUAGUAGACAUAAUGCUCCUUUGAUUAUGGCUACUUGUGGAUCUAAAGGCUCCGUCAUCAACGUAGCUCAAAUGGUCGCUUGUGUAGGUCAACAAAUCAUUUCUGGUAAUCGUAUACCAAACGGAUUUCAAGAUCGUUCGUUACCACAUUUCCAUAAAAAAUCUAGAAAUCCACCUUCGAAAGGAUUCGUUCGAAAUUCAUUCUACACAGGCUUAUCUCCAACUGAAUUCCUAUUCCAUGCUAUUUCUGGAAGAGAAGGUUUGGUCGAUACAGCUGUCAAAACUGCUGAAACUGGUUAUAUGGCCAGAAGGUUGAUGAAAGCUAUGGAAGAUUUAUCAACACAUUAUGAUUUAAGUGUUAGGAAUUCAGAAGGUGGAGUGGUACAAUUCCAAUAUGGUGAUGAUAUGUUAGAUCCUGCUUGUUUGGAAGGAGAUGCUACUCCUGUUGAUUAUGGUAGGACUUGGACACAUGCUUCGCGCAUCGCAUCCCGUGGUGGCAGAGCUUUAUUGCCAUAUGAAGUCCUCGCCAUUGCUCAACGUAUUUUCCCCGAAAGUGCCGAAGUCACCGAACCACAAACGAAGAGAAACAGACGUGGUAGAUCAACCAAAAAGAUAGUAUCAACGGAAAUGUUGACAGGCUGGGAAAGUUGUCAUGAUAAAUUCCGAGAAAACACUUUCGCCUUUGUCAGGGAUAAUAUCGUCAAGGUUAUGGCAGAUCAACGUUUGUCAAGAGGAUUACCUCCUGCGGACACAUUGGAAGAUGCUGAAGAGUAUGGUGAUUUGCUUGUUCCCGAUGAUUUCGCCAUCAAGCAAGUGUUGGACAAUACCAACAAAGUCUCCCAAGAUCAAAUCCGAACAUUCCUUGAAAUAUGUCGUAUCCGUUAUCUUCGAUCAAAAAUUGAACCAGGAUCCACAGUAGGAGCUGUCGGGGCUCAAUCGAUUGGUGAACCAGGUACUCAAAUGACCCUCAAAACCUUUCAUUUCGCAGGUGUAGCAUCAAUGAACGUUACUCUAGGAGUACCUCGAAUCAAAGAAAUCAUCAACGCCUCUAAAACGAUCAGUACGCCUAUUAUCACUGCUGAACUUGUGAACGCUACUUCUGAACAUGCCGCUAGGAUCGUCAAGGGAAGAGUUGAGAAGACGGUCUUGGGUGAUAUCGCUUCGGUUAUCGAAGAGUCUUGGAGCAAUGCGAUGGGUUAUAUAAUGGUACAUAUUGAUUUAGAGGCGGUACAGAGGUUGCAAUUGGAGAUAACGCUGGAUAGUAUAAAAGAAAGUUUGAUUGGAUCGAAAUUGAAGUUGACCCAGAGUUCAUUCUCAUUCCACAAAGGCUCUAGAAUCCAAAUAUACCCAGAAGUAAGCGGUAAAGGAGAUAAAACUGAAGGAUUGUAUGAACGUCUCAAAGCUCUCAAAAGGGCACUUCCGGAUGUUCAAAUCAAAGGUUUACCUCAAGCUGAUAGAGGGGUUAUCACGAAGGAUGAAAAGAAUCAGAAUAUCAAUAGGUUGUUAGUUACUGGAUACGGGUUGGCCGAGGUGAUGGGGACUGACGGCGUCGACGGCCGUAGGACCAAAACAAAUCACGUCAUGGAAACUGCAGAAGUUCUAGGUAUAGAAGCAGCUCGUACUACCAUUUAUAACGAGAUCCAACAUACCAUGCAAUCACACGGUAUGAGUAUAGAUCCUCGACAUGUCAUGUUAUUAGGGGAUGUGAUGACUUACAAAGGAGAAGUUUUAGGUAUAACUAGGUUUGGUGUACAAAAGAUGAAAGAUAGUGUUUUGAUGUUGGCAAGUUUUGAGAAAACUACGGAUCAUUUGUUUGACGCAUCACUCUUCUCGAAGAAAGAUGAAAUUCAAGGUGUAUCAGAAUGUAUCAUCAUGGGUACUCCCGCACCUUCUUGCGGUACUUCAAUGGCGUCUAUAGUAACACCUGCUCCUUUACUUCCAGGGAGAAAACGUUUGUUAUUUGAAGAUGCUUAUAAGAGGGGACAAGAACGAAUCAAUCGAGCGGGUAUGGAAUGGGAGUGA
This is a messenger RNA of Tremella mesenterica DSM 1558, 4374 nucleotides long. RefSeq lists its product as uncharacterized. NCBI's taxonomy places the organism in Eukaryota, Fungi, Basidiomycota, Tremellomycetes, Tremellales, Tremellaceae. Gene Ontology annotation, molecular function: DNA-directed RNA polymerase activity; DNA binding. The record is from RefSeq and is a predicted model, not a curated record. The transcript has 16 exons. Gene Ontology annotation, biological process: DNA-templated transcription. Bases 1 to 4374 code for a protein of 1457 amino acids.